Messenger RNA from Ornithodoros turicata, 752 nucleotides. RefSeq lists its product as uncharacterized. The coding region runs from base 16 to 585 and encodes 189 amino acids. The transcript has 5 exons. The record is from RefSeq and is a predicted model, not a curated record. Lineage: Eukaryota; Metazoa; Arthropoda; Arachnida; Ixodida; Argasidae.
AUUAAACUGAUCAAGAUGAGGACAUACGUUGUUUGUAUCCUCCUGCUGAACGCCUGCUUUGUGAUUGCUCAAGACAAGGAAAAGUGCAAGAGAAAUCCUUUUUCCAAAUUACUGGGUGUUAAACGCGUACUGUCCUGCAAGUACCGCUGCCAGUGGACUCUGACUCAGUACGAACACGAAGAUGAUGGAACACCCUGUUUUGUAAAGCUCGUGCUCCCCGUCCACGGUGUGUGCUACAACGGAAAAUGCGUGGAACAGCUUCCGCAUACUACGGGCGAAUAUACUAGGGUGACCGGUAGGACAGUGACUACGGAAGAGUGGAGAACGCCUGAACCACGCACCAGAGAAGCUACGACUGAGCAGACAAAAUCAUUCAGAAAGUACAGCACAGAGCUGACCUCUGACUAUGAGGAAGAAACCGCAAGCUCCUUCCGAACCUCAAAGCCAUACUGGGCGACUCACGGGCCAAGUACCACGGAAGAGGUAUCAACAGAGGAAGAGUAUACAGCUGAUGACUUUGCCGUAAGACCAGUGGAGUACAGGUCCGGAAGAAACCAGGAAGGAAAACUAUUACGAGAGGACUGAAGGCACCGACGACGACCGCCCCAGUUCUACUACAGAAACGGAAUAAACCAUAGCAAAACACAUCCGACGACCGAGACGACCGAGUAGAAUAUGUAGAUGUUCGAAGGAGUUCUUGAAACAUACAGCAUAUGUGCAAAAUAUGGCUGAUAAUAAACGGAAUAAAUAUA